AUGGCAUCAAAAGCGGCAACAACGGCUACGACUAUUGUGUCGUCUCCGUCUAUAGCGCCAUUAAAAUACUCGAAAGAUCGUAAAGUUGGUGAAGGUACAUAUGCGGUUGUUUAUUUAGGAAAUCAAAUAUCAACUAAACGUAAGAUCGCCAUAAAAGAAAUAAAGACAGGGCUUUUUAAGGAUGGUCUUGAUAUGUCUGCUAUUAGAGAAGUCAAGUAUUUACAAGAAUUAAGACACCCUAAUGUAAUAGAGUUGGUAGAUGUGUUUCUGACAACGAAUAAUCUCAACUUGGUAUUAGAAUUUUUGCCUUGUGAUUUAGAAGUAUUAAUAAAGGAUACCUCCAUAGUAUUCAAACCAUCCGAUAUAAAGUCAUGGUUAUUAAUGACCUUAAGAGGUAUACAUCAUUGUCAUAGGAACUUUAUAUUACAUCGAGACUUGAAACCUAACAAUUUAUUACUAGCACCAGAUGGAGAAUUAAAGAUAGCGGAUUUUGGGUUGGCAAGAUCGUUGGGGAAUGCAGACGAAUUAUUAACUUCGAAUGUUGUUACAAGAUGGUAUCGAGCACCAGAGUUAUUAUUUGGUGCCAGGCAUUAUACAGUUGCCGUUGAUAUUUGGUCGAUAGGAAUAAUAUUUGCAGAACUAAUGUUGCGUACACCAUAUUUACCAGGGAAAGACGAUACGGAUCAAAUAGAUGUAACUUUCAGGGCUUUGGGGACACCAACAGAACAGAUAUGGCCAAAUGUUUCUAAUUUACCAUUAUAUAAUGCUUUGCGAGUCUACCCACCCCCUUCAAGGCAAGAAUUAAGAAAUAGAUUUAGUGCUGCUACAGAAAAAGCAUUGGAUUUGUUAAUUCUUAUGACGCAAUUGGAUCCGAACAGAAGAUGUGACCUGACGCAAGCGUUGUUACACGAAUAUUUUCUUGAAUUCCCAAGAGCUACGGAGCCUCUGCAAUUACCCAAGAAAAGUAAUGGUAAAGAAGAGGAUUCUGAGCCUGAGAAUAAAAAAAGGAAGUUGUAA
This is a messenger RNA of Debaryomyces hansenii CBS767, 1017 nucleotides long. Its product is annotated as TFIIH complex serine/threonine-protein kinase subunit. Bases 1 to 1017 code for a protein of 338 amino acids. The record is from RefSeq and is a predicted model, not a curated record. Lineage: Eukaryota; Fungi; Ascomycota; Pichiomycetes; Serinales; Debaryomycetaceae. Gene Ontology annotation, molecular function: ATP binding; RNA polymerase II CTD heptapeptide repeat kinase activity; cyclin-dependent protein serine/threonine kinase activity. Gene Ontology annotation, cellular component: cytoplasm; nucleus; transcription factor TFIIH holo complex. Gene Ontology annotation, biological process: positive regulation of transcription by RNA polymerase II; protein phosphorylation. The transcript has a single exon.